CAUAAUCAUAUCAACGCUUUUUGUUAUCAUUCCAAUACAAUAACGCCUAAGUCGAUCUUUUGUGUGAUUUUGACUUUGACUUUUAACCCGUAUUUGUUAUAAUUGAAGGAAAUAAAAACAUCAAGAUGUCUGAUAACAACAAAUAUAAAUAUGAAGAGAUGUCCAACAAAGUCCUAAGGCAGGACAAAAAGCUAUUGUCAAAUAGAGCUGAUCCUCUAAAGGAUGCUGCAUUAUCGGCUCCAACUUCAUUAGCUGGUAAAGUUUCCCUCAAAGAUAUGGGUUCAAGAUCUGCCACCACUAAAGAUGCUGAUGGAGAUGAAGAAAAACGAGUGGCUAAAAAGGUAUCUGAUCAACUUAGAAGUGAGGAACUUGAAAAAAGAAGAAACAUUAAAUCAAAUCGCUUGAACAACUCUACUUUGCUAGACUCUGGGAGUAUAGAGAGCUUGAACUAUUACCCAAAAUCACAAGAAACAAAUGAAGUUUAUGAGAAACUUGUAUCAUGGACUUCCAACCAAUUUGGAAAUGAUAUUCAACACAAUAUAGUUAUUAGCGCUACAGACUCAAUAUUAGAGGUUUUGAAAGAUGAGAAAUUGACUGAUAGACAGAAGAAGAAACAAAUUGAACAAGACUUGGACCUUAAGAUAACAGAAGAUUCAUUUUCCGAAGCUAUCAAAUUAUCAAAUGAUAUAACAGAUUAUGAUGCUCAAGAUGACAAUGAAGGUGAUGACAAUGAAGCUGGUGUUGCAGUUGACUUUGAAGAAGAAGAGGAACAGCAAGAGCAACAAGAAAGUGAAGAAGAGAGUGACGAUGAUUUUGCUGGGCCCGCCUUGGACGAUUUUGUUCAAGAAGAAGAGAAGGAAGGCGAGGAAGUUAUCAAAUUUGAUCAAAAAUCCUCAGCAAAGGCCGAAAUAAUAUACAUGAAGGAUGUUGAUGCUUUCUAUUUGCAAAGAAUAAUAUCUUCAGCUUUUCCAAAUCUUGAUGCAAUGGGUGUUCAGUCCUUAACUUCAACGAUCUAUUCUUUGAUAGAGGAGCAGUCUUCAGAUAAAGUGUUUGAGCAGAAAUUACUGGAGAAUAUAGAUUCCGAAAAGAUUGAUUUCGUGAGGUUAUUGAUAACAAACAGACAAACAAUUCUUUGGGGUACAAGAUUAUCAAAAGCUGAUAACUCUGAUGAGCGUCAAGCUAUAUUGAAAGAGCUAGAAUCUAAUGACUUGAAACAUUUACUCGAUGAAUAUGAAGAAUCUGAUGGCACAGAGAAUGAUCGUGUCACUAAAAGAAGAAAGGUUGUAUCAACUGGUGACGAACAGAUUUCAGCUAUUAGAAAACCAAAAAUUGUUAACCUUGAUGAUCUAACUUUUGACCAAGGUUCUCACUUGAUGACAACUACCAAAGUCAACCUACCGAAAGACUCUUUCAAAAGAACCAAAAAGGCUUAUGAAGAAAUACACAUCCCAGCCCCAGCAAAACCUUUGGAUGAUUCAGAAUUAGUUUCAAUAUCAACCCUUCCACCAUGGGCCAGACAAGCUUUCCCAAGCGCAGAAACUUCCACUUUGAAUAGGAUCCAAUCCAAAGUGUUUCCAACAGCAUUCAAUGAUGAUUCCAACAUAUUACUUUGUGCUCCAACAGGUGCUGGUAAAACAAAUGUUGCAAUGCUCACCAUCCUAAGAACACUGAGCCAUUUCAGAAGAGAUGAUGGUUCGUUUGACUUGAGCAACUUCAAAAUUGUAUAUAUUGCCCCAUUGAAGGCAUUAGUUCAAGAACAAGUGCGUGAAUUUUCGAGAAGAUUAGAAGUCUUUGGUAUUACUGUUGAAGAAUUGACUGGUGAUUCCAACUUGACAAAGCAACAGAUUUCUGAAACACAAAUUUUAGUUACAACUCCAGAAAAAUGGGAUGUUAUUACUAGAAAAAAUUCAGAUACCAGUUACACAAACCUUGUUUCCUUAUUGAUCAUUGAUGAGAUUCACUUAUUACAUGACGAGAGAGGUCCAGUUUUAGAAAGUAUCACAGCUAGAACACUGAGAAAUGUUGAAUAUUCAGGAAGAGAUGUUAGAUUAGUUGGUUUAUCAGCGACGUUGCCUAAUUACAAGGACGUUGCUAAGUUCUUAAGAGUUGACGAGUCCAAAGGUUUGUUUUUCUUUGAUGCCUCGUAUAGACCUUGUCCCUUAGCUCAACAAUUUAUUGGUAUAACUGAAAAGAAUUCAUUGAAAAAAACUAUUGCAAUGAAUGAGGCUUGUUAUGAUAAGAUAUUGGAAGCCGCAGGUAAGCACCAAGUUAUCAUUUUUGUUCAUUCAAGAAAAGACACUUUUAGAACAGCCAAAUGGCUUAGAGACAAGUUAUUAGAAGAGGAUAAAUUGAACUUAUUUUUAAGAUCGGAUUCUGCAAGCAUAGAAAUUUUGAGACAAGAAUCUGAAAAAGUUAAAGAUACCGGUUUAGCUGAUUUGUUACCAACUGGAUUUGCGAUCCAUCAUGCUGGUUUAUCUAGAGAGGACAGAUCCGCUUCUGAAGACUUAUUUGCUGAAGGUUAUGCACAGAUCUUGGUUUCAACGGCUACAUUAGCAUGGGGUGUGAAUUUGCCUGCUCACACAGUUAUUAUAAAAGGAACAGAAGUAUACGCCCCAGAUAAAGGUGAUUGGACUCAACUAUCUCCUCAAGAUAUCUUACAAAUGUUGGGUAGAGCUGGUAGACCUAGAUAUGAUGAAAGUGGUGAAGGUAUAAUUAUCACAUCUCAAUCAGAAAUCCAGUAUUACUUGGCUGUUUUAAAUCAACAGCUACCUAUUGAAUCUCAAUUGAUGGGAAAACUUGCUGAUAAUUUGAAUGCGGAAAUUACCCUGGGGACCGUGAAAUCUUUACAAGAAGGUGUUGAAUGGUUGGGUUACACUUACCUCUAUGUCAGAAUGCUUAAAUCGCCAGAUAUCUAUAGAGUUGGACCAGAGUAUAAAGACGAUGUUGCCCUAGAAUGGAAGAGAGCUGAUUUAAUACAUUCAGCAUUAACAGUUUUACACCAAAACAACUUGGUCAUUUAUGACUCAGUGAGAGGCACAGUCCAAUCAACAGAACUGGGUAGAAUUUCAUCUCAUUAUUAUAUCAGUUAUGAAUCAAUGUCUUUUUACAAUAAGCAGCUCAAAUCACAUUCUUCUGUGAUUGAUAUAUUUAGAAUAUUUGCAUCAUCAUCUGAAUUUAAGCUAAUUCCUGUUAGACAAGAAGAGAAAGCAGAGAUCAGUAAACUAAUUGAACGUGCUCCCAUUCCAAUCAAGGAAGAUGUCAAUGAUCCAAGAGCUAAAGCAAACGUAUUGUUACAGUCUUAUAUUUCAAGAUUGUCCCUAGAUGGGUUUGCGUUAAAUGCUGAUAUGAUUUAUAUCACUCAAUCUGCAGGAAGGUUGCUAAGAGCUAUUUAUGAAAUUGUCCUGAAAAAAUCUUGGGCUGGCUUAUCCAAAUACUUACUGGAUUUAUGUAAAAUGGUUGAGCAAAGAAUAUGGUUGUCAAACUCUCCUUUCAGACAGUUUCCUGAUUGUCCUCCAAAAGUUAUCAAGAACACUGAAAGCUCAAAUUUACCAUGGUCAGAAUACUUCAAUUUAAGUGAUCCAAGUGAAAUGGCUCAAGCUAUUCGUGAUGAUGCUUCAGCUAGAAAGGCAUUUGAGUUGAUUAACAAAUUUCCAAAGCUCACAAUGAGAUGUUCAGUUCAAACAUUGACACCAACUUUAUUGAGAUUUGAGUUGGAUGUUUUACCAGAAUGGAAUUGGGACCCAAGGUAUCAUAACAAUGCAGAAUCAUUUGUACUAUUUGUGGAAGAUACAAAUGGUGAAAAGAUUUUGUAUUAUGAUUCAUUUUUGGUUCGCAGAAACUACAUUAACCAAGAACAUUUGAUUGAUUUUACUGUUCCAAUUGAUACACCGGUCCCUCCAAACUAUUUUGUCACCUUGAUUUCCGAGAAGUGGUUGCACUGUGAAUACAGAAUUCCCGUUGUUUUCAAUUCUUUGAAGCUUCCAAAAAAAUUUCCAGCCCCUACCCCGUUAUUAGAUCUUCAUCCUGUUCCUAUUGAUGACUUGAAAGUCCCAGAUUUCAUCAGUUCCUUUGAUUUUGACUUUUUUAACAAGUUUCAAUCACAAGUCUUUAACACUUUGUACCAUACAGAUGAAAAUGUAUUUGUUGGGAUUGUUAAGGGAUCUGGUAAAACCGUUAUUGCUGAGCUUGCUUUGUUGAAUCAUUGGAAACAAAACAAGGGUCGUGCUGUUUAUAUUUGUCCUUCUCAAGAGAAAAUUGAUAUUUUGGUGAAACAAUGGUCUUCAAGAUUUGGUGAUAUUGCUGAGGGUAAAGUAAUCAAUAAGUUUUCAAAUGAAUUGUCAAGUAAUUUGAAGGUGCUAGCCGAUAGUCAUGUCAUUCUAUCAACUCCUCAACAAUUUGAUCUAGUUUCUCGCCGUUGGAAGCAAAGAAAAAACGUUCAAUCUAUUGAACUUUUCAUUGCUGAUGACGUCCAAAUUGUUGGUAAUGGUGCAGAAGGCUCUGUUUAUGAAAAUAUCAUUUCAAGAAUGAGGUUUAUGUCAAGUCAACUAGAAAACAAGCUAAGAAUUGUGGCUUUGAGUACAUCUUUAGCUAAUGGCCGUGACUUUGGGGAAUGGAUUGGUGCUGAUAAGAAUAACAUUUUCAAUUUUUCAUCAAAAGAACGAAUUCGUCCAUUGGAAAUUCAUCUUCAAUCAUAUAAUAUCAAUCACAAUCCUUCUUUAAUUCUUGCAAUGAUAAAACCAACUUAUUUGGCUGCUAAAGGAUAUGAAGCUGGAUCAUCUUUGGUGUUUGUCCCCUCAAGAAAACAAUGUAUUGAAAUAGGGUUGGAAUUUUUAAGAUUGGCCAAUGCUGAUGAGACAUCCUUUUUGAAUGCUAACAUCGAGGACAUCGAACCUUUGUUGAACAAAGUGUCUGACCAAUCAUUGAAAGAUUCCUUGAGUAGUGGUAUCGGCUUCUACUACAAGAAUAUGGGAGCUACUGAUAAAAAAGUCGUUGAAAAAUUGUUUAAUAAAGGUGCACUUUCAGUGUUAUUUGCUACAAAGGAUACUGCCUUCUAUGCCCCAACUGCUAAUUUGGUCAUUGUUUUGAGUACACAGUUUUAUGAAGGAAAAGAACAUCGUUAUAUUGAUUACCCAAUCAAUGAAUUACUAGAAAUGAUAGGCUGUUCUCAAGGUGAAAACGGUGAAAGUGAUAAGGUCAUGAUUUUGACGAACAAUUCCAAGAGGGAUUAUUACAGAAAAUUCCUAAAUGAAUCAUUACCAGUUGAAAGCUUUUUGAAUGUGUUCUUACAUGACGCGUUUUUGAAUGAAAUUAGUACUGGACUGAUUAAAUCUAGACAAGACUGUAUUGAUUGGUUGACUUUUUCAUAUUUCUACAGAAGAUUGCAAGCCAACCCAAGCUUUUACGGUGUUAAAGAUAUCUCUCAUGUUGGUCUAUCUUCAUACUUGACUGAGUUGGUUGAAAGUACAUUGAAUGAAUUAUCUGAAGCCAAAUUGAUCGAAUUGGAAGAAAAUGACGAGGACGAAGAGGAAGAAGAAGAAGAAGAGGAAGAAGAAAUUAGCCCAUUAGAUGGUGCCCUAGUUGCCUCAUACCACAAUGUUUCAUUCAUCACCAUGCAAACGUUCAUUUUAUCGCUCACUAGAAAGUCAAAAUUAAAGUCUAUAUUGGAGAUUAUAACUUCUGCCUCAGAAUUUGACUCAUUACCAAUUCGUCAACAUGAGACAUCCAUUUUGAACAAAAUCUAUAACAGAGUUCCUAUAAAAUCAUCUAGUGAUGCCAAUUUUGAAUCACCAUAUCUUAAAGCUUUCAUUUUAUUACAAGCUCAUUUCUCAAGAUUAAAUCUCCCUCCAGAUUUAGCUUCAGAUCAAAGAUUUAUAUUGGAAAAGGUUUUGACUUUGUUAUACACAGCAGUUGAUUUGUUAUCUAGUGAAGGUUAUUUGAAUGCUAUGUACGCUAUGGAUUUGAGUCAAAUGGUUGUUCAAGCUGUUUGGGAUACCGAUAGCCCAUUGAAGCAAAUUCCAUUUGUUGAUGAUGCUACAAUUGAAAGGGCUUCUAAAUACAAAGUUGAAAGUGUUUUUGAUAUCAUGUCUAUUGAAGAUGAUGAAAGAGAUGAUAUCUUAAGAUUGAGUGACCGCCCAUUGAAUCAAGUUGCUGAGUUUGUUAACAAAUAUCCAAACAUUGAAAUCUCGUAUUCCUUGGAUCUUUCAGAACCAAUUGUUUCAAAUGAUCCAAAAAGGCUUGUUGUUAACGUUACCAGAGAUGAAGAACCUGAAGACCUUGAAGUUGUUGCUCCAUUUUAUCCAUUCAGCAAGGCUGAAAAUUGGUGGGUUGUUUUGGGUGAUUCACAAACCAGACAACUAUACGCUAUUCAGAAGCUGGCACUUUCCAAAGAGGAGCAACAAGUUAAGUUGGAUUUCACCAUUCCAAGAGCCGGUCAUCAUAAUUUAUCAAUUUGGUGUAUGUGUGAUUCAUAUGUGGAUGCAGAUAAAGAAAUUUCAUUCGAAGUUGACGUUGAGCAAGGUGAAGAGGACAGCGAAGAAGAGGUUGACGAGUAG
Hansenula anomala is the source of this 6551-nucleotide messenger RNA. RefSeq names its product ATP-dependent RNA helicase BRR2 (gene BRR2). Gene Ontology annotation, cellular component: nucleus. Gene Ontology annotation, molecular function: nucleic acid binding; ATP binding. Bases 126 to 6551 code for a protein of 2141 amino acids. The record is from RefSeq and is a predicted model, not a curated record. The transcript has a single exon. NCBI's taxonomy places the organism in Eukaryota, Fungi, Ascomycota, Saccharomycetes, Phaffomycetales, Wickerhamomycetaceae.